Molecule: messenger RNA, 1578 nt
Organism: Callorhinchus milii (elephant shark)
Lineage: Eukaryota; Metazoa; Chordata; Chondrichthyes; Chimaeriformes; Callorhinchidae
Gene: smpdl3a
Product: sphingomyelin phosphodiesterase acid like 3A
Exons: 8
Coding region: 28-1377 (449 amino acids)
Biological process (GO): sphingomyelin catabolic process
Molecular function (GO): sphingomyelin phosphodiesterase activity
Source: RefSeq, a predicted model, not a curated record
CCGUGUCUCUCUCUAUCUCUCUCUGGGAUGGAGGCUGUGCUCGGGGCCGUGGCUCUGCUCUCCGCUCUCGCACUGACCGCCGCCUCCGCCGUCCCGCUGGAGCCCAGGGACCCCCUCGGCGGGGCUGCAGGUUAUUUCUGGCAUAUUACUGAUUUGCAUUUGGAUCCUACCUACCACUUGUCAGAUGAUCCCACAAAGGUUUGCAAUUCAUCAAGAGGUUUUCCAGCAAAACAUGCUGGACCUUAUGGUGCCUAUAGGUGUGAUUCACCAUACCGUCUUAUACAGUCUGCUUUUCAGUACAUGAAAGAUGUAUUUAAAGCUGGACACCAACCUUCCUUUAUGAUAUGGACAGGAGACAGUCCUCCUCAUGUAGCAGUUGCAAAGCUCUCUGCAAAGAUCGUGAUAAACAUCAUGCACAAUAUGACUGAAACUGUCAAGGAGAACUUCAAAGAUCUACAGGUUUUCCCGGCAAUGGGUAACCAUGACUACUGGCCACAAGACCAGCUUCCUGUUGUUGCAAGUGAGAUUUACAAUGCAGCAGCUGAUAUGUGGAAACAUUGGUUAACAGAAGAUGCCCUUAGCACUUUCCGGAAAGGUGGUUUCUAUACCCAGGUCUUUAACUGCAAAAUUACUAAACAGACUCUGCGGAUAAUUAGCUUAAACACAAACUUGUACUACAGUCCCAAUAAAAUUACCAAGAAAAUGCAAGACCCUGCAGGGCAAUACGAGUGGCUUGAAGAUACACUGAAGAAAGCUCAGGCAAACAAAGACAAGGUUUACCUCAUAGCCCAUGUUCCUCCAGGGUACUUGCCAGACUCGCUCAGAACUACUUCGAUAAGAGUGAAAGACAAUGAAAAGUUGGUGACAAUACUGCGUAAAUACAGUGGUGUAAUUGUUGGCCAGUUCUUUGGUCACACUCACCGGGAUAGCAUGAUGGUGCUUCUGGAUGAGCAAGGAAAUCCUGUCAAUUCUUUAUUUGUGGCACCAGCUGUAACUCCAAUGAAGGGAUUUCUGGACCUUGUAACAAACAACCCAGGCAUUCGCUUAUUUAAAUAUAGCACAAAUGACUACAGCUUACUGGAUUUCUGGCAGUAUUACCUGAACCUUACAGAAGCUAAUGAGGAGAAGAAACCUGACUGGAAGCUGGAAUAUUCCAUGACCAAAGCCUAUGGCAUAAAAGACCUAAACCCACAGAGUUUGUAUAACUUGACAAAUCAGUUUCUAAAGCUGCACAAUAAGGAGUUCCAGAAGUACUGUUACUAUUACAUAGUCAGUUAUAUCAACAUAGUCUGUGUUGGCCAUUGUAAAAUGAAACAGAUAUGUGCUACAAGAUAUUUAGACCAAGCCUCAUACUCAAAAUGUAUUCAAGAAUGGUGAAGUAGUUCGACUAAUCUGUUUGCAUUGAACCUUGUCUGUGAAUUAAGAUUGAUUUCUCAUUUCUGUUUGUAAUUUGUUAACAUAAAAAUGCUUUUAAUUUUUCUUUGCCCCCUGAUUUGAAUUAAUAUUAUUUUUAUCCAGCUUUAUCUUCUCUGUAGGCGAAAUACUGCAGAUGCUGGAAAUCUGAAAUAAAAACAGAAG